AGUUUUGAUUGAAUGGCAAUGAUAUGUUACGCGGUACGCGCCAAAUUUUAUGUUUGUUUUUCAUUAAUCGUACUUUUUGUUACUUUUUGAAGAUUUAAAAAGAUUUAUUCGCAUAUCUGAAUAUUACAAUUUAUAUUUUGAAGUAUUCAUCUUUUUAGGUUCUAGUCCGUAAUUUUUUUCUUCUUUACCAUUGAUGUUAAUUGUUAGUUUUGAUUAUCUUAUCUGUUUACAUGGAUUCUGAUAAGUCAGAGGAAAGUGGAGUACGUUCUAAACGUACAAAGCAUGAUAAGUUUGGUAGGUUUGCUGCUUUAGAAAAAUUAAAGUCCUUGAAGGGAACAAAACAUAAAUAUGAGGUUGUUGAAGAAUCUAAAGUUUAUGAAGAAGUUUCAGAGAAAGAAUUUUCCCGUCUUGUCCAAGAGCGUCAAGAAGAAGACUGGAUUAUUGAUGAUAAUGGCAGUGGUUAUGUAGAAGAUGGACGUGAAAUUUUUGAUGAUGAUGUUGAAGGUGACAUCUACACUGACAAGAAAAAUAAGCAAAUUCCCAAAAACAGUUUUGCUGGACCUCAGAAGAGAGAUGUUAAAAAAACAAAUGACAUCAAAAAUAUGUUCAAGUCCUUGCCAACAAAAAGAAAAAUUGAGCAAGAAGUAAAACUAGAAGAUGAUGACAUACUGGGUAGCAUUAUGGAAGAUCUUCAUAAAGAAAAAGAUAUGUUCUGCAACAUGCCUAAACCUGUUGUGCUUCGUAAGAAACAUAAAGUGAAUAAUUCCCAGUCUCCUAUUCAACGCCAUCAAAUGAAUCCAUUCCUUGCAAGGCAAAAGACACCUUUAGCUUCAGAUUAUGUGCCAAAAACGGACGAAAGCCAAAAGUUGAGAUCUGUUACUAACAGAAAACCUCUGCAGCCAAAAGUUGUGGAUUUUGAUAACAAUAUUGACAGUGGAAUAUUUAAUGAAGAUCCUAAAGAUGAAGUUAUUGAAGAGUUUUCUCAGGAUCCAGGAUUCAAAACUGAAAUUGAAGAGAAAAAUAAAAUAGAUAUUCAGGAAACAGAUAGCAUGGAUUUCGACCACAGUGAAGAUAUCUUUAAUGAUUGUGAAAAUUUAUUGUCUGAAGCCAUUAGUGAGCCUAAGCCUGUUGAAGUGGAAGCUAAUGUGAAGCAACCUUUGCCUGAAGAUAACAAGUUUUUUGUGACUUCUUCUUUUCAAGGUGUGAUGAAUGAGGAAAAUGAAAGACCAGAUGUUCAGAUUGAUAGUGGAAAUCUUCCCCUGACAACCACUGUUGAUGGACAGACAGUGUUAAGAUUUUUUUGGUUAGAUGCUUUUGAAGAUCCUUUUAAACAACCUGGCACAGUUUAUCUUUUUGGGAAAAUUUAUGUUGCUGAAGCCAAACAAUACGUCAGCUGUUGUGUUAUAGUCAAAGAUAUUCCAAGACGCUUUUUUGUUUUGCCACGUGAGACGGAAUUAGACUUGAAGACAAAGGCUGACACUGGAAAUCCUGUUUCCAUGCAAGCAGUUUAUUCAGAACUGAGCAGUACUCUACAGAAGAUGAAGAUCCCAGAAUUUAGGAGUAAGAAAUCCACGAAGAGAUAUGCUUUUAGUGUUACAGAAAUUCCAGAUGCUUGUGAAUACCUUGAAGUUCAAUAUUCAGCCAAAUAUCCCUCCUUACCAAGUAAUCUACGAGGCUCAACUUUCAGCCACGUUUUGGGAUUAGAUUCUUCAAGUUUAGAAAUUUUAUUAUUAGAACAGAAAAUUAAAGGUCCAUGUUGGAUUGAUGUUCAUUACCCUCAACUUUCUUCUCCUCCUGUCAGCUGGUGUAAAAUUGAAGCCUUUGCAACCAAGCUGAGUCACAUCGUCUGUACUGAUGAAGUAUUACCAGUUCCCCCUGUUGUUCUAAUGUGUUUGAAUUUAACUACUUCUGUACAUUCGAAAAGUCAACAAAAUGAGGUUGUUGCAGUAUCUUGUUUAGUUCAUCAAGAAUUUCCUUUGGAUAAAACAGCACCUUCUCCUGCGUAUCAGUCACAUUUUUGUGUUCUAACUAAACCUAGUGAUGGCAUAUUUCCCUAUGAUUUUAAGGAAGCAAUCACCAAGUAUAAAAACACUAAAGUGGAAAGAGUUGACUCUGAGCGUAGUUUAUUAAUUUAUUUCUUGGCCAAAUUGCAGAAAAUUGAUCCAGAUGUCAUAGUGGGCCAUGAUGUUUUGGGUUUCGAUUUAGACGUCCUUUUGCAUCGUCUUGUGACAAAUAAAACACCUAAUUGGUCUAGGAUUGGUCGUUUGAAAAGAACUGGUAUGCCUCGACUUAAUAUUGCCCAAGGUGGUUUCGGAGAAAGAAAUGCUACCUGUGGUCGAUUACUAUGUGAUGUCAAAAUAUCUUCUAAAGAGCUAUUGCGAUGCAGAAGUUACGACUUGGAAGAAUUGUCCAAUCAAAUUCUAAACCAGCAGUUCAAUGAAAUUCCUCCUGAAUGUGUACACAGUCUUUAUUCGUCAUCAAAACAAUUGUUCAACCUUGUUGAUCAUGGAAUGAUGAGAAGUGAAGUAAUCCUUAGAUUGAACUGUGAACUUAAUGUUUUACCACUAGCUUUACAAAUUACUAAUAUUGCUGGUUGUGUUAUGUCUCGCACUUUGCUUGGUGGAAGAUCAGAGCGUAAUGAGUUUCUUCUUUUGCAUGCAUUCCACGCAAAAAAUUUCAUUUACCCACCAAAAUAUCAAGGCAAGAAAUCUCAGGCAAAGAAUGAAGAAGGGGAAGAAGUGGAAUUGACGUCUAAAAAGGGACGAAAGAAACCAGCUUAUGAAGGGGGUCUUGUACUGGAACCAAAGAAAGGUUUUUAUGAUAAAUACAUACUUCUGAUGGAUUUCAACAGCUUGUAUCCAUCUAUAAUCCAAGAGUAUAACAUUUGUUUUACAACCAUUCCAAGAGUACCCAUUUCAGAUACUGCUGAAGAGGAUGAACUCCAAGUUAGUCUUCCAGAUUCGGGAGCUGAUCCAGGUAUAUUGCCUGCUGAAAUCCGAAAACUGGUUGAAAGCCGAAGGCAAGUUAAGCAAAUGAUGAAGGCUAGUGAUAUCACUAAAGAGCGAUAUGCUCAAUAUGAUAUCAGACAAAGAGCCUUGAAACUUACAGCGAACAGUAUGUAUGGAUGCUUGGGCUUCACGCAUUCAAGAUUUUAUGCCAAGCCUUUAGCUGCCCUCAUCACACGCAAAGGAAGAGAGAUUUUAUUGAAAACUAAAGACUUGGUUAAAAAAAUGUGCCUUGAUGUCAUUUAUGGAGAUACUGAUUCAAUUAUGAUUAAUACAAAUCAGACAGAACUAGAUGAAGUUAUGCAAUUGGGAAACAAGGUAAAAGCAGAAAUAAAUAAACUUUAUAAACUGCUGGAAAUCGAUAUUGAUGGUGUGUACAAGCCCAUGCUGCUCUUAAAGAAAAAGAAAUAUGCUGCGUUAUCUGUGACUAAUCUACCAAAUGGCCAGAUAGUAACUAAAGAAGAAAUCAAAGGUCUGGAUAUUGUAAGAAGAGACUGGUCUCAGUUGUCCAAAGAUGCUGGACAGUACAUAAUCAAGGAAAUUCUUUCCAACAAAUCAAAAGAUGAAAUUGUUGACAAUAUCCAUUCGCAUUUAAUUACCUUAGGUGAAGAUGUUACCCAAGGAAAGAAGCCACUGACUGAUUAUAUUAUUUACAAACAAUUGACUAAAAAUCCUGAAGAGUAUGCAAAUAAAAAGAAUCUUCCUCAUGUUAUGGUAGCUGUUCGAAUGAACGAGAAAGGAGCUAAGAAACUGAAGAUGGGUGAUACUGUUGGAUACAUAAUUUGCUUGGAUGGGUCUGACCUGCCUGCUACUCAACGAGCUUACCAUCCUGAUGAGUUAAAAUCAAAUGAAAAUCUAAAAAUUGAUGUUAUGUAUUACUUGACUCAACAACUACAUCCUGUUAUUUCCCGAUUAUGUGCUCCAAUUGAAGGUGCCGAUGCUGCUAUGAUAGCUAAGUUAUUAGGAUUGGAUGAGUCUAAAUAUCAUGCAAUGGUUAGAAAUGUUGAAGAGGAAGAAGAUAAGCUAUUAAAUCCAUCCUCAUUAUUUGAUGAUAAAGAUCGCUUCAAGGAUUGUGAUAAACUUGUCUUGAAAUGUCCCUCUGCACAGUGCUUCCAAGAAUUCAUUAUUGAUGGUCCUCUGAGAAUCGAGCCUGAAGCAAUCAAUUUUCAACUGGAUUCUUGUUUAAAAUGUAAAACCAGGCUGACUCAGUUUGAAGCAACUCUUAGAAAUCAACUUGAAAAAAUAAUGAAAAGUUAUAUUUCUCGAUAUUAUAAGUUAACCUUAAUUUGUGAUGAUGUUGGAUGUGCCUACCAAACAAGGAAGAUGCCCCUUGUGUUCUCUAACGGUGGGCCAAUGUGUCCUUCUUGUCGAAACUCCAACCUUCACCUGGAGUAUACUGAGUCUCAACUUUACAACCAGCUUUCAUAUUUCCAAUAUAUGUUUGACCAUAACAAAGCUGUGAGUGGCCUGACAGAUGAAGAGAAAAGACUUUUCAAAGCAUCCGCACCAAAGGAAUAUGUACAACUUUAUGACUGUCUAAAAAUGUCGACUGACAAAAUAGUGCAUAAAAGUGCCUAUGGUGUUGUAAAUUUAGGAACUUUAUUUCAUGGUCUUUUUGAAAGCAAUUCCAAGAGCUGUUCAGUAACAAAAUAGUGUGUGUGAUUUUCUUAAGAACUGGAUUCUAUGAUGCUUGAUUUUGAGAAUGCAUUUUUACAAGUAUUUCUAUAUAAUCAUUUACAAUAUUUUUGACAUGUUUAUUAAGUACUUUUUUAGUAGAAAAAAAUAAUUUCCAAAAGCAAAUAUGAAUUUAAUAUAUAUUUUUUAUAAAUUUUAGAGUUUUUCCAAAAAUAUAUUUGCACCUGUGUUUAUAUCUAAACUUGUAUUUAUUUGUAAAUAUUGUAUAUGUAUUAUUUCUGUGCCUGAAUUAUAUAUACCUUUUGUAUGGUUUUACUUUUUAAAAAUUAAAAAUAUUUUUGAAAGCUUU
Molecule: messenger RNA, 4989 nt
Organism: Parasteatoda tepidariorum (common house spider)
Lineage: Eukaryota; Metazoa; Arthropoda; Arachnida; Araneae; Theridiidae
Gene: PolA1
Product: DNA polymerase alpha catalytic subunit
Biological process (GO): mitotic DNA replication initiation; leading strand elongation; lagging strand elongation
Cellular component (GO): alpha DNA polymerase:primase complex
Molecular function (GO): DNA replication origin binding; single-stranded DNA binding; chromatin binding
Source: RefSeq, a predicted model, not a curated record